This is a messenger RNA of Cucurbita pepo subsp. pepo (vegetable marrow), 1118 nucleotides long. RefSeq names its product Cytochrome b561/ferric reductase transmembrane protein family. Lineage: Eukaryota; Viridiplantae; Streptophyta; Magnoliopsida; Cucurbitales; Cucurbitaceae. Gene Ontology annotation, molecular function: transmembrane monodehydroascorbate reductase activity; heme binding. The record is from RefSeq and is a predicted model, not a curated record.
CCCAAGAGGAGAAACCUCGCUCAUGUCAUUCCUUCAUCAUUCCCCCUUCACCAUUCUUCUUUUCUUCCAAACCCCUCUUCAAUGGCGGAAGUUUUCUCAAUAUAUAGCCAAUGGGAUUCCAAGGUCACUGGUUCUUGAGCCAUUCCACUUACAAUCUGCUGCUCAAACUCAUCAGAACCCUCAUCCUUACAAAUCCCAUUUCGGGAAGAACGAGAUAUUGAGAAAAAGGGUUUUCUAAAGUGGGGUUGUUCUUGAUUUUUGAUGUUUGAUUGGUUAUUGAAGAAUGAGAAACUUCCAUAACCUGGAGCUCGUUACCAUGAGCUUAUGCAAUGCUUUUCUUCUGCCAUUAGUUCAAGGCUCAGCUCAUGAAGGGUUGAAGAAAGCUAGGAGUCAGAGGAGUAUAGAAGACGGCCAUGAAAAGCUAAGCCAUGAAAAGAGAUCUGAUAUUCAACUCCAUGGAUUGCUCCUCUGGAUUUCAAUGGGGUUCUUAAUGCCUGUUGGUAUACUUACAAUUAGAAUGUCUGGUCGGCUAGCUCGUGGGUCGACUCAAUUAAAGGUCUUCUUCUACCUCCAUGUCAUUUUGCAGACACUAUCCCUUCUCCUGGCCUCAGCUGGAGCUGUAAUGUCCCUCAGAAAAUUUGAGAACUUAUUUAAUAACAGCCAUCAAAGAAUAGGCUUAGCCCUUUACGUAGCCAUAUGGGCACAGGCAGUGAUAGGCACUUUCAGGCCUCAAAGGGGAAAGAAAGAAAGAAGUGUGUGGUUUCUUAUGCAUUGGAUUCUUGGAACAAUAGUUUCUCUAGUGGGAAUUAUCAAUAUCUACACUGGGUUGAAUGCGUACCAUAAGAAAACUAAAAGAAGCAUUGGAUUAUGGACUGUUCUCUUCACUGCAGAGAUCUGUUUCAUUGGUUUCUUUUAUUUGUUUCAAGAUAAAUGGGAGUUUUUGCAGAAGCAAGGGGUUAUUUUAGAGGAUUCUGAAGGAGUUUCAGCUCCUGAUGAACAACAUGUAGAAGCUCAAAGGCAAAACCCCAAGGAUUUGUUGCCUGAUCCUUGUAACAAACAAAAUGCACUCAGAAACUUGUUUGAUUAAAAUGACUAGCUUCUAUGUUUACAUGUUCAUC